CCCGAGGUGGCAGCAGCCAGAGUCACUGGUGGUAUGGUGGGAAGUCCCAGCGCUGGUGGCCGUGCUGGGAUCCCUGGCAGCUGGGCACCUCGUGGCCGUAUUUCCUGGCUCUGCUCCAGGAGUAAUUGCUCAGAUGGGGACGUGGGGCAGCUCCCAUCCCUCUCCCGGCAUGGUAAUGAGUGAAGAAGACUCAAAGACAAAUGGCUCAUUAAGAAGCAGUGCUGCAUUGCAGGAUUUUUCAUCCCACCAACCGCUGCAUCAGCAGAGGCAGCACCUCUCGCGCUCGCUCUCCCAGCCCUGGAGAAGGAGCUGUCAGGCAGCUGGGGCUGGUGCCAAAAUUAAUCAUGUGCUUAAUAACGUGCCCAGCCCAUCGAACGGCCUCUCCUCAGCCUCCCAGCUCUGGAGCAGGGCAGCCGUGCUGGACUGGAGCCCUGGGGCACUGUGGAUUUGGGGUUGGUGCCUGGGAAGUGCCCAUGCUUGGGGAGAAGGGAUGUGUCAGGGCAGGGCUGAGCCAGGGGAGAUGCCCCCAGCCUCGAGGUGCCAGAGCCCCUCAGUUAUGUUGGGAUGUCAGGAUCCUCCAGAUUUUUUGGGGUGCUAGAUCCCCCCAGCCCUAUCGGGGUCCCAGCCAGCUGUGCUGGCUUCUGUGGCCUUCCUAGUGGCCUCAGUAAACAUUUCCUGCUCCACUCAUAUUUGCAAAUCCUCAGCUUGUGUUCAUCUUUCAUGACUUUUAACAAAUCUUGCCUCAUCCCUUUUUUCCAGCGGUGCCUGGUUGGAUCCUGCCCCUCACAGCCCUCUGCAGGCAGUGCCUGCCUGCAGCUGCUCUGCUUUCUUUUAUUAGCAGUAAUUGGUUUUGAUUUCCUGAUUGCAGCCAGUGUAUUUUCUGUGAUCUUUGCAUCCUGCUCACACUGUUUUCCUCUUUCCCUUCUCCUCUUUCCCUUCUCCUUUUUCCCCUUCCCCCUUUUCUCUUGCCUUUUCCUCUCUUUUUUUUUCUCCCUUUCCUUUCCUAUUCCCUUUCCCUUUCCCUUUCUUCACCUUUCCCCUUUCUCUUCUAAAUUAGGUGAUCUCUUACUAAGCUCCUCUUUUUUUCCUCCAGACUGAGUAAAUUUUACUAAUUCAGCCUCAUAAAAUAACAGAGCAAUUACUAAUAAAAUAAAAUGUUUGCUUUCCACAAUCCUUCUCACUUACAACGAGCAGGGAAAGAGUAAAUAGAUUAAAAGCACGGUGGAAAUGACCUGGCUGUAUUCCAUAUUUAUUUUCUUCCGACAACCGUAGAUCAAAUUUGUUCAGCCCCCUAAGUGGGAAAACCACUUUAUUUUAUUUUUUUCCCCGGCUCCAGCUCGCUCACGCUGCGUGUUUGUUCUCUCCUGCUUUCAUCCCGAGCCAUAAAGGUCCCCAGCAGGACCCAAGCUGGCAGAACCUCCAUUAAUUUGCAGAGCAGAACGGGCCGAGCUCGCACCUCUCCUGGGCUGGAAGAGCCUGCUGCCCCAGGGAUUCCCAGCGUGGAGGAGUUGCUGCUGGUGAGACCAUGAGGACAGCAUCCCCCUGAGCGCCGGGCGAUGAGCCCGCAGGGGCAUCCCGGCAAGAUGCCGAGGCUAUGGGGUGGGUGCUGAAAUGAUGAAGGGCUACCAUGGGGAGCCUAGCCAGACACAGCCCUCCUCCGGCCACCGCUGCCGCUGCAUCCCUGAGAACUGCGAGCAUCCCGCCGACUACAUCCUGCACGGCCCCGAGGGCCAGCCGUCCUACCUGCCCAGUCCCAGCGAGCCGUGUUCCCUGGAGCAUCCCUACUGUCCGGCGCGGAGCCCCGGUGCGGGCAGCGAGUGCCCGGGCGGGCCCCUGAGCGAGCCGCCCUCCACCAGCGCCAGCAGCACCUUCCCGAGGAUGCACCACACGCAGCAGCCCUACGACUCCUGUGACGAAUGCAUGGCGACCGCCCACCCUGCCAGCAAGAUCAACCGCCUGCCCCCCACGCUGCUGGACCAGUUCGAGAAGCAGCUGCCGCUGCACCACGACGGCUUCCACACGCUGCAGUACCCCCGGGCUGGCGGCGCCGAGCCCCGCAGCGAGAGCCCCAGCCGCAUCCGCCACCUCGUCCACUCCGUCCAGAAGCUCUUUGCCAAGUCCCACUCCCUGGAGGCGCCGGCCAAGCGGGACUACAACGGCGCCAAGAUGGACGGCCGCGGGGACGGCUACCACCACCACCACCACCACCACCAUCACCACCACCACCACCAGUCCCGCCACGGCAAGCGCAGCAAGAGCAAGGACCGUAAGGUGGACUCCCGGCACCGGUCCAAGAUGUUGGGCUGGUGGAGCUCCGACGACAACCUGGACAGCGACAGCAGCUACAUGGUGUCCGGCCGGCACGCCGCCGACCAGGGCACCCAGUACUGCGUGGACGCUCCCGAAAGUGCCUUCAGAGACUUGACCUUGAAGAGUCUAAAGGGCGGCGGGGAAGGAAAAUGCCUGGCCUGUGCCGGCAUGUCCAUGUCUCUGGACGGCCAGACGCUCAAGAGGAGUGCCUGGCACACCAUGACCGUCAGCCAGGCCCGUGAAGCCUAUCCCAGCGCCGGCGGCACCGAGAAGACCUUGAUGCUUCAGGAAGCAAAGGCCAAAGACCGAGCAUACCAGUACCUGCAGGUGCCGCAGGACGAGUGGAGUGGGUACCCGGCGGGCAAGGACGGGGAGAUCCCGUGCCGGCGGAUGCGCAGCGGCAGCUACAUCAAGGCCAUGGGGGACGAGGACAGCGCCGACUCGGACAUCAGCUCCAAAGUGCUGCCCAGGGCGGCCACGCGGCGAGACAGCUACCGCCGCUCCUCCAGCGCCGACCAGGCCAGGACCAAGUUUGCAAGUAGGCACUAUUCUGAUUCAUAUAUCUGUAACUGUCCCAGCUGCUGCACGCCACCGCGAAUGCUCCCGCGGGGACAGAGCUACGGGCGUUCCUUCACCACCGGCCAGAUCAACGAAGAGCUCAACCACCAGUUUGAGGCCGUCUGCGAGUCUGUGUUUGGCGAGGUGGAGUCGCAGGCCGUGGAGGCACUGGACCUGCCCGGCUGCUUCCGCAUGCGGAGCCACAGCUACCUGAGGGCCAUCCAGGCAGGCUGCUCCCAGGAUGAUGACUGUCUCUCACUCUUCUCCAUGUCGGCCCCUCCUGGGCCGCCCAUCACCAGCAGCAUCCUGAAGCCCAGCACUUCCUUCAGUUACAGAAAAGCUCCACCUCCCAUCCCUCCAGGAACCAAAGCCAAACCUCUCAUCUCCGUCACGGCGCAGAGCAGCACCGAGUCCACCCACGAGAGCUACCUGCCCAGCGAGGUCGCCCGCAGCCCUGCCUGGUCCAAAGAUGCCGCGGCCCGCUGCAACUCGGCCGAGAGCCUGGAGAGCUCGAAGGUGACGGCCGUGGCCCUCGACCUGCCCCCGGUCCAGCCCCGUGCCGCUCCCAAGCCCUCCACGCUCAUCAUCAAGGCCAUCCCAGGCCGGGAGGAGCUGCGGAGUUUGGCUCGCCAGCGGAAGUGGCGUCCCUCCAUCGGCGUGCAGGUUGAGGCCGUCUCUGACUCGGAUACGGAGAGCCGGAGCCAGAGGGAGUUCCACUCCAUCGGGGUGCAGGUGGAGGAGGACAAAAGGCGAGCGCGCUUCAAGCGCUCCAACAGCGUGACAGCGGGAGUGCAGGCGGACCUGGAGCUCGAGGGCUUCACCGGCCUGGCCGUGGCCACCGAGGACAAAGCCCUGCAGUUCGGGCGGCCCUUCCAGCGGCACUCCUCGGAGCCCGAGUCGGGCCGGCAGUACGCCGUGUACAAGACGGUGCACACGCAGGGGCAGUGGGCGUACCGCGAGGAUUACCAACUGCAGUACGACACGGUGGAGGUGCCCCGGCGGGACGCCUGGAUCGAGCGGGGCUCCCGCAGCCUCCCCGACUCCGGCCGCGCCUCCCCGUGCCACCGCGACGGGGAGUGGUUCAUCAAACUGCUGCAGGCAGAGGUGGAGAAGAUGGAGGGCUGGUGCCAGCAGAUGGAGAGGGAGGCGGAGGACUAUGACCUGCCCGAGGAGAUCCUGGAGAAGAUCCGGAGCGCGGUGGGCAGUGCCCAGCUCCUCAUGUCCCAGAAGGUGCAGCAGUUCUACCGUCUCUGCCAGCAGAACAUGGACCCCAAUGCAUUCCCUGUGCCCACCUUCCAAGACCUGGCUGGCUUCUGGGACCUCCUGCAGCUCUCCAUUGAGGACGUCAGCAUGAAGUUUGGGGAGCUCCAGCAACUCAAGGCCAAUGGGUGGAAGAUCAUGGAGCCCAAGGAGGAGAAGAAGGUGCCUCCCCCGAUACCAAAGAAGCCGCCGCGCUCCAAGGUGCACCCGGUGAAGGAGCGCUCCCUGGACUCGGUGGACCGGCAGCGGCAGGAGGCCCGCAAGCGGCUCCUGGCAGCCAAGCGAGCCGCCUCCUUCCGCCAGAGCUCGGCCACUGAGAGCGCGGACAGCAUCGAGAUCUACAUCCCCGAGGCGCAGACCCGGCUGUGACCGCAGCCUCCGCUUUUCUACCCGGACUGGACGGCGCGGCCGUAGCUCACUGUGAUGGGGGGCCGCGGGGACACCCUGGGGCAGCUCUUGGCCCCACUCACAGCUUCUUUUCUAUCUUAGCCCUUUCGUGGAUCCGACGGCGGGUGAACGCAAAGCCCGGUUCUGACCCGUCCCCUUGACACCCCCCCCCCCGCCCGCCCGCAUGCCCCUGCCAGCCUCUCCUGGGGUCCGGGGCUCUCCCUCCCUCUGCCCUCCCUGGGGCUGUGUCCCAGCUUUCUGUCCCCUUCCCACUCCCCAGCCCUUCUGCACACCUGCCCCUGCAUCCCAACCCAAAGAGAGGUGACCUUCAGCACUCGGCCCCGCCGGGCUGGAGGGGAGGGGGCUGCAGGCAGGCCCCCCCGCCUCUCUGUACUCAGUGCAAUCCCCUGGUGUGUGGCGGGAUGGGCCCCCAGCCCCUGCCUGGCCACAGCCCCCCAGCCCUGCCCUGCUGGCACAAGGCUUUGGGACGUGCUGGGGACAAAGGGGUCCCCUCCCUGCUCCCCCCGCCCGCGGCUCAGGUGCCGUGGGGACCCAGGGCUCCCUCCCCUAUAUACAUAUAUAAAUAUAACCCAAGGAAUAAACCAGAAACUACACGUGACCAGCGCUGUGUCCUGCCUGGUGGGACGGGCCAGAGCAGCAAAGGCCCCCGGUCACGGCGAGCCGCCCCGCUUCCCUCGCACGGAGCAUCGCCACGCGCUUCUCCCCUUCCCGCUCAGCCCUCCGUCCCUCAGUCCAUCCCUCAUCUGUCCGUCCUUCCCUCCUGCCAGCCUGGAGGCCAGGAGCACCUCUGCAAUGUGGCACUAGCCAGGGACAGGCAAUAUCCCCCCGUGCCUUGCUGCAGGUGGGAGAUGCUCCCCCGGUGAGCCCACCUGCAGUGACCAGGACCACGCUGGGCUUGGCACCAGUGGGUGGGACCGGAGUGUGGGCAUGGCCAGCAACUGUCCCUUGAGUGUGGAGCUAGAGACCCCCUCAGGGGGACACCCCUUCCCCCUGAGCUCCUGGAGCUCUGUGGGAUGGGACACUCCAGGACAGGGCUGUCACAUACCUGAUGCCUCUCAGGGCCAAGGGACACCCUGGGAUGUGGCUGUUCCCAGCUCCCCCAUCACUGUGCACAGAGCCAGGAACAGGGUGGAGAGCUCCUUCUAGGGCAGAACAGUGUGGUGGGGCAGGAGGCUGCAUCUGCCUCAUCCCUGUCCUUAACCCUGCUCUCCAAACCUCCUGUCCCCCUCUCAGCGUCCCUUUUGGUGGCAGAGGGGGGAGGACCCCACCCCUGUACGUCACUCUGCUGCUCCAGCAGCCCCACGCAGCAUCACCAGCCACCCCCCCCAGGCAGGGCCAGUGGGUGCCAGGGAGCUCCUGAAAUCCGGGGCUAAACCUCCUGAAAUCUGGGGCCAAACCUCGCCCAGGCCCUCAGGCAGGGCAGUGGGGUCAGAGGCACCUGGGGGACGCCUCGCUGGGGUCCCUCGCUCCUGGGGGUCCGUCGGUGCUAAACACCUCCGUGACAGCAGCACCCACUCAGCCACCCAAAGCCCUUCCCCACCCCACUCCCCCUGCACCCCCAAUUUAGGGAUGUGCCUGGGAAGGGCCCCCGCCCCGGCCAGCGCCGUGCAGUGACCGUGACACGUGGCUCCCUUUUUAUUGUAACGAACCGCCGCAAUUAAUAAAGAUGACUUUGGUUACUCCGGGCCAGCGGCCACUUCCCUGCGGGGACACGGCCGGCACCGGGCUCGCCUUUCA
Molecule: messenger RNA, 6273 nt
Organism: Serinus canaria (Common canary)
Lineage: Eukaryota; Metazoa; Chordata; Aves; Passeriformes; Fringillidae
Gene: DLGAP3
Product: DLG associated protein 3
Exons: 12
Coding region: 1612-4497 (961 amino acids)
Biological process (GO): signaling
Cellular component (GO): glutamatergic synapse; postsynaptic specialization
Molecular function (GO): molecular adaptor activity
Source: RefSeq, a predicted model, not a curated record